Molecule: messenger RNA, 1929 nt
Organism: Rotaria sordida
Lineage: Eukaryota; Metazoa; Rotifera; Eurotatoria; Philodinida; Philodinidae
Source: the annotation of a GenBank genome assembly
AUGUCAAAUCUGAAGCACAAACGACGUAAACAUUCUCACGAGGAAACAUUAUCAACGACAUUGUUACACCUAUCUGACAAUACAGAUCGUGAAUCCAAUGACAGUGAAAAUGAACUACCCGUUAUUGAUGAAUCUCGUGGUCAUACAAAUCAAUUAUCAACAACUGCAACACCUACAUUUGCUGGUCAUUGUGUUGUAGAAAACAAUAAGAAGUCUAAAAAGAAACCAGCCGAAUCAUCAUCUUCAGGUGUGCAGCAACUAUUGGCUUUCAUGACUAAACUUGAGUCUCAAUAUUUGAGACCUCUUCUUGCUGGACAAGCACGGAUCGAAGCAAUAACAAAAUGCUUGUUUGAUAAUCAAAAAAAGAUUCAAAACGUCUUAAGGAAACAAAAGAUGAACAUUGCAUUACUUGAAAUGGAUGACAAAGAUGAAUCGACCAACAAUCAAACUUUUCUAUCUUCUCUGGAAUACAAAUUACCUGAUGGUAUUGUUAUUGAUUUACUUCAAAAAAAUGGCAUUAAAGAACAUGCUAAUCGUUAUGUAACAUCUCUCAUGCAUGUACUUUUUAAGCCCGAAGAAUUAUUGGCUAUGGAAACAAAAGAUAUACCAAAAGAUGAACGAUAUAUUAUGCUGAAAGGUUUGUAAAUACUUAUUUGUCAAUUUUUAUGUUGACUACCAAUGUUUUUCAGAAGCAGUUCGAAAUAAAUUUCGACUAACGAAGGAAGAACUUGAAACUAUGUGGGCUUGGCUUCAUACUGUCAUGUUGGCUAAACGUUGAACAAUUGCUGGAAAGAGAAAAAGAAGUGAAUCAAUUAAUCAAAAAAUCAAUAAUUAACUUAUUAUAUAUAUAUAUAUCAUUUGUAAAUUUCUUCAAUUGUAUAUGUAGAACAAGUGAGCUUUAAUUAGCAUUUAUUUUUACUCGAAUAUUUGAGUUAAUGUUUAUUUCUUUUCUUUCUAAAUGUUCUAACGAAUAUUUACCAUAACGAACUUUUUUCUUUUAUCUAUCUACAUUUUUUUAUUUGAACGUGUAUAUAACUCGUGUAGUUUUUUGUAUUAAUUGUUUCAUAGAAAACGAUUUUCUCGAAAACUUGGUGUAUCGUGUAUUUAUUAUGAAACAUGUAAUAAAUAAAAAAAGAACAAAUGAUACCGAUCUAGUUCGCUAUUUUGGUCCAAUACCAUGCUAUCUCUUUUCUAAGAACUGCGACGCAGUUACGGCGUAACUGCGUCGCAUUUCGAUCGUAGUGGAAAACAUGGGUUAUACUGUGAUGUAUUGCAACACGAAUUGAAACAAUCCAUUGGAAAAAUUCCAAAGAAAAAUAAAAUAAUCUUUCAGCAGCACUUGGCUACCUGGCACAUCUCCAAAAUUGUUAAAGAAAAUAUUCGUCGAAUGAAGCUGAAUAUAGUUAACUGGGCUCCAAAGAGCUCAGAUUUAAAUCCAAUUGAAAUGCUUUGGUCGAUUAUCGAUAAAAAACUAGCUGCAAAACCAAUUUAUUCAAAGACGGCUUUAAAAGAACGUUUACAAGAAGAAUGGAACAAUAUCGAUCGAGAUUUAUGCAUCAAAUUGGUCGAAUCGAUGCCGGAAUGUCUUCAAAACUGUCUAGCAGCAAAAGGUGGACACCUUUUAUGAAACUAAAAUGUUUCUUUUUGUAGACAAAAAUUGUACUUUUUCAAGAUUUUUUGAAAUAAACAAAUAUUUGAAAAAAUGCCUUAAACUUUUGAUCACAUGGAAAAAAGAAUUUUUUUUCCAAAUAAAUGAAAAUACUUUUCUUCAAAGUUCUAAGCAUAUUAUUCCUAUGGCCUAUUGUGAAAGUUAUCAAGAUAGUUAUAUAGAUGUCGCUAUCAAAUACCUUUUGAUGUAGUAAAUAGAAAAACAAAAAGUGCAUUAAACUUUUGAUUCCCACUUUAUGUUGAAAAUACGAUUGUUUGCAA